UUUUUCUUUUUUCAGUGCAAUAGGAAGAUUCUGCCUAUACAGUUUGGAGGGGAAAGAAGCAUCUAAAGGACUGAAUUGUUGCAGAGUCGCACAGACUAUAAAGGACCUGCCCAGUUACCAUGCAGGCAGCUGCGGAAACAGCUAAAAAGAAGAACAAGAAGGGGAAGACCCUCACACUGACGGACUUUCUGGCGGAGGAUGGUGGCACCGGUAGCUGUCCCGCACCUACCUAUAUUCCCAAACCAGUCAGCUGGGCGGACGAGACAGAUGACCUGGAAGGAGAUGUUUCCACCACUUGGCAUAGUAACGACGAUGAUGUUUACCGCGCCCCUCCAAUUGACCGCUCCAUCCUGCCCACUGCACCUCGGGCUGCUCGGGAACCCAAUAUAGACAGAAGCCGUCUCCCCAGGUCACCCCCCUACACCGCCUUUCUGGGAAACUUGCCCUACGACGUGUCGGAAGAAUCCAUCAAGGACUUCUUCAGAGGACUCAAUAUAAGUGCUGUGCGUUUGCCACGGGAGCCUACUAACCCUGAGAGAUUGAAAGGUUUUGGGUAUGCUGAGUUCGACGACCUGGACUCCAUGCUCAGUGCUCUGAGCCUCAAUGAAGAGUCUCUAGGGAACAGAAGAAUACGAGUGGAUAUUGCUGAUCAAGCUCAGGAUAAAGACAGGGAUGACCGCGGCUUUGGCAGAGAUCGUGAUCGCAACCGGGACACAGAGAGAUUUGAGACUGACUGGAGGGCGCGUCCUACUACCGAUAGCUUCGAUGAUUACCCUCCACGCCGGGGCGAUGACAGCUUUGGAGGAGACAGGUACCGGGACCGAGAUCGCUACGAUUCAGACCGGUAUCGUGAUGGCCCUCGCAGGGAUAUGGAUCGCUUUGGGGGCAGGGAUCGUUAUGAUGACCGUCGAGAUUAUGACAGAGGCUAUGAUUCCAGGGUAGGCAGUGGCCGGAGAGCCUUUGGCACUGGGUACCGCCGAGAUGACGACUUUAGAGGUGGUGGUGACCGUUAUGAUGACCGCUAUGAGAGGAGGGAUGAUCGCACGGGCCCGGACAGGUGGAGCUCACGGGAUGAUUACAGCCGCGGUGCAGAUGACAUGCGGCGCGAUGACAGAGGUCCAACUCAGAGGCCAAAACUGAACCUGAAGCCCCGGAGUGCCCCCAGGGAGGAAGACACAUCGACAGCCCCUGCCACCCAGUCCAGCCGUGCGGCCUCCAUCUUUGGGGGUGCCAAGCCUGGGGACACUGCUGCCGGGGAGCGUGAGGUGAAAGAGCGGCUGCAGAAGGAGCAGGAGAAGCUGCAGCGUCAGCUGGAGGAUGAUAAAAGGCUAGACCGGCGGCCCAGAGAGAGGCAUCCCAGCUGGCGCAGCGAGGAGAACCAGGAGCGAUCGCGGACGGGAAGCGAGUCCUCCCAGACUGGCCCCCCUGGCACCUCCGUGGGAACAGGCCCUACAGGAAGAACCACACGAAGGAGGGAGAGCGAGAAGUCCUUGGACAACGAGACCUUCUCCAAGGAGGAAGAGGCCCCAUCUCCCACCUCCAAGACCCCCAAAGACGAGAAGCUCCCCCUGAAGGUGAUGCCUGCCCCUCCGCCAAAGGAGAAUGCCUGGGUGAAGCGCAGCUCCAACCCCCCUGCCCGCUCACAGAGCUCGGACUCGGAUCAGCAUUCUCCUACAAGCAGCAGCCAGGGAGCACCAUCUCUGCAUUCAGAGGACGGGACACCACCCAGGAGUGCCAACAGGAGAGGAGAUGAGAACAAGCCUGAUGGGGGCAAAGAAAGUCCUCCGAAAAGCCGAAGUGGAAGCUCUGGCCGUGCUCCGGGAGAUGAAGGGGAGAGAGAGUCGUGGCCAGAGUCAGAUAAGAAAGAAAGCAGGAAGGAUCAUGACUCAAGAUCUGCUUCUGAGCCAAAGAAACUUGAGGAGAAUCCGGCCCCUAAGUUCAGCCUUGCUAGCAAGUACGCUGCUCUGUCAGUAGAUGGCGAGGACGAGAUUGAAGACGAAUAUGCUGAUUAAACCUCUCCAGCCCCCGCACUGUCUCCUAGCUGACGGCCACCCAGGACCGCACGGAGAGCAAACCAAACCUCUAUCCAGACCAGACCGAAAUAAAACCUAAACUCAGCAUCUC
This is a messenger RNA of Alligator sinensis (Chinese alligator), 2124 nucleotides long. It is a transcript of the gene EIF4B, whose product is annotated as eukaryotic translation initiation factor 4B. The record is from RefSeq and is a predicted model, not a curated record. NCBI's taxonomy places the organism in Eukaryota, Metazoa, Chordata, Crocodylia, Alligatoridae. Gene Ontology annotation, molecular function: RNA binding.